GGCUUUCCUUUCUUUUUCUGAUUUCCCCCAACCCAGAUUCCUUAUACCUCCAACCCAGCCCACAGGCUGGCUUGCUAAAAGGACUCGUCCUUUCUUUCCCCUACAGGGGUGACCCGGAUAAGUGUGACAUCUGGGGAAACACACCCUUGCAUCUGGCAGCUUCUAAUGGCCACCUGCACUGCCUGUCCUUCCUCGUAUCCUUCGGGGCCAACAUCUGGUGCCUGGACAAUGACUACCACACGCCAUUGGACAUGGCCGCUAUGAAAGGCCACAUGGAGAGCGUGCGCUAUCUGGACUCGAUCGCAGCCAAGCAGAGCAGCCUCAACCCCAAGCUGGUGGGCAAGCUGAAGGACAAGGCCUUUCGCGAGGCGGAGCGGCGUAUCCGCGAGUGCGCCAAGAUGCAGCGCAAACACCAUGAGCGCAUGGAGCGGCGCUACCGGCGAGAGCUGGCCGAACGCUCCGACACGCUCAGCUUCUCCAGCCUCACGUCCAGCACCCUGAGCCGCCGGCUGCAGCACCUGACGCUGGGCAGCCAGCUGCCCUACUCGCAGGCCACGCUGCAUGGCACGGCCAAGGGCAAGGCCAAGAUCCAGAAGAAGCUGGAGAGGCGCAAGCAGGGGGGCGAGGGCACCUUCAAGGUCUCCGAGGACGGGCGCAAAAGCGUCCGAUCGCUCUCGGGCCUGCAGCUGGGCAGCGAUGUGAUGUUUGUGCGCCAGGGCACUUACGCCAACCCCAAAGAGUGGGGCCGUGCCCCACUCAGGGACAUGUUCCUCUCGGAUGAGGACAGCGUCUCCCGUGCCACACUGGCUGCCGAGCCUGCGCACUCGGAGGUCAGCACCGAUUCAGGCCACGAUUCCUUGUUUACUCGCCCCGGCUUGGGUACCAUGGUAUUUCGAAGGAACUAUUUGAGCAGCGGGCUGCACGGGCUGGGCCGCGAGGACGGUGGCUUGGAUGGGACAGGGACGCGGGGUCGGCUGCAGAGUUCCCCCAGCCUGGACGAUGACAGCCUGGGCAGUGCCAAUAGCUUGCAGGACCGCAGUUGCGGGGAGGAGUUGCCCUGGGAUGAGCUAGACUUGGGCUUGGAUGAGGACCUGGAGCCCGAGACUAGCCCCUUGGAGACCUUCCUGGCUUCCCUGUAUUUGGAGGACUUUGCCUCCCUCCUGCGGCAGGAGAAGAUUGACCUGGAGGCUCUGAUGCUGUGCUCUGACCUUGACCUCCGCAGCAUCAGCGUGCCCCUGGGGCCUCGGAAGAAGAUUCUGGGGGCCGUGAGGAGGCGCAGGCAGGCUCUGGAGCGUCCCCCGGCGCUGGAGGACACAGAAUUGUGA
Alexandromys fortis (reed vole) is the source of this 1325-nucleotide messenger RNA. RefSeq names its product pre-mRNA splicing regulator USH1G-like. Gene Ontology annotation, molecular function: protein binding. Gene Ontology annotation, biological process: sensory perception of sound; equilibrioception; sensory perception of light stimulus. NCBI's taxonomy places the organism in Eukaryota, Metazoa, Chordata, Mammalia, Rodentia, Cricetidae. The coding region runs from base 252 to 1325 and encodes 357 amino acids. The record is from RefSeq and is a predicted model, not a curated record. The transcript has a single exon.